AUGUCAGAGGAGUAUUACUACACACCCUCAGCGGCGCUUAUAAAUCUAGUCCGAAGCAUCCAUAAUGGUGCUGCACUGGGAACUGGGAUUGUGCGGGUCGUGACUUUUGCCCAUGAACUCAUUGGGCCCAAGUUACCGCAAGUCUUGAUCAACUAUGCCAUUUCCAUCCAGAAUAACUUGUUUGGAGGGUACCCCACCAUGAGCGAUUAUGUCCCCUCGCUAGUAUUGGCCGUGAUCUUUGGCGUGAUUUUGCUACUUCACAGCGUGAUUUUCAUUAUAGACCAGUAUCGAGGCCAUCAUUUCUACAUUUCGUGUCUUUGGAUCUUGUACUCGGCCAUGAAAGUCGUUGGGUUUGCGUUGAGAGCAUGCUGGUCUCAGGAUAUAACCCAGGUGAAUCUCGGCUUGGCCGGCGAAGUGUUUUUAAUUGUGCCUGCUAUUAUCAUUGUGCUGGCCAACUUGAUCCUAGCGCAACGGUUGUUCACCUGGAGACACCCCGUGGGUGGUUCGAGGAAAUUGUUUUGGGGGUUCAUGAUUGUCACGUAUAUUUUCGUGUUGAUCCUAAUUGCCGUCACUAUUUUGGCUUCAUUCGUGCCGUAUUUGAACUACAUCAGUCUAUGGUCGUAUAGAUCGUGGAUUGCCACGGUGCAAUUUACAUCAAUCAUGGUUAUAGUGUAUUCAUUAACCGCGGUUUCCUUGAUCGGCUUGAGUUUCUGGUUGCCCACUAAAAAGGAUGAGUUGAGAUACACUUAUCAGCCGUGGUGGAUUGAGAGUUUUGCUCCGUUUUACUUCCCCGAAAAGGGAGCAGCUCAAAAGGCAGCUGCUGGGUUCAUGAAGCGAAACUCGAAUCACAGGCAUGCCACACGAGUCAUUGCUGCUACGCAUCACCACUUCCACAACGUCAAAGGGUUAACAAACAAACGUGGCGACUUGAAGCACAACGUGUCGAUGGGGUUGUUGAUCAUUACUACCAUUUUGAUCUUGAUUGGCGCCAUUGGCAGGGCCAUUGUCGUGUUCCAAGCCAGACAGGAUCGAUACGCCGGCGGCGCAGCCAACAAGUGGUUCAUGUAUGUUUGCUGGGGAAUAUUCGAAGUCAUCAUAAAUGUCCUUUACAUUGUUGGCCGGGUGGACUUGCGAUUCUACAGACCCGACAGACUACCAAAGGAAGUUCGAAACAUUGCCACCGCUAACCAAACCUACUACCCAAGUUCAGAUGAAGAGGAAGACGGUUUCCACAGAGACAAACCGGAAACGUAUGGUAAACUACGUGGUCGCGCUGAGCAUGGCUACAAGGUCAAGGCAUUUCCAAACAAUCCCAACGCAUAUGGCGGCCCACAAAUACAAACGGAAGAUGCAUAUUCGCAAUCCCCACCACCGCCAACUAAGGACUACAAGGACUUUGACCCCGAGGGUCAGCAAUCAGCGUUCGAAGAUGACGAAGAUGACUAUGCCGACUUUGAUGAGGUCGCGUCGGAGGAUUGGGAUUUCACCGUCGCCAAGCCUGAAAAAUUUGUCAGCUCGAGCUCCGAUGAGCCAGCUCCAACCAUCCAGGAUAAAACCCAAGCACCGUACCCGACUAGUGUCAAGGAUAAAAAAGCUCGCAAUGUUGACAACGACGAUGCUCACUCGGAGUUUACAUUCUAA
Messenger RNA from Lodderomyces beijingensis, 1641 nucleotides. The record is from the annotation of a GenBank genome assembly. Lineage: Eukaryota; Fungi; Ascomycota; Pichiomycetes; Serinales; Debaryomycetaceae.